UCUGAGCGCGGAAGUUGUCGUGAACUGUUCGCACGCUUAACGGUAGACCGGCAAAUUCCACUAAUAAAAAUACUAAUAUAAUACUUCGGGUAUAUCGUGUUUAAAUUAUAUAUAUGUAUGUAAUAUAUCGUCAUCGAAAAUACAAAACAAGGUGUAAUGUUUAAAAGCCUGAAAUAGCGACUAAAAAUUGUAUAACGCUGCAACACAACUUCAAUGCACUACGUGAGCUGCUAUGUCAAAAUGCUAAAACGCGACUUUCCCGUGCUGAUACUCUCUCUGUUCAUCCUUUGUGGCUUCUUCGUAUUUAUGCAACAUGCUUUUCGUGCCAGCGUUGCCAUACAAGAGAGUGUUAUAUCAAAUGAUAUGAGAAACAUUAACGUCGAAGAAGCCGUACCUUCGCCUGCUGAAGUUUUUUUCGGCGAUGAACUUUUCGAGAAAGAAUUGCAACGUCGUAAAUUAAUUGAACCGAAGGAUAGUCGUGAAGUGAAAAUAUUAACCGAAGCACCGCCCACAUUGGGACAACGUCUCAAAAAAUUACUAAAAUGCAACGAUCGACAGUUGAUGUUGGAGAAGAUUCAAUAUGGCAACUAUUGGCUGUUGCGUAAUUAUAUACGUGGUACGAUUAGCACGUCGGUUGGUUGCGCCGACACAAUUACAUUGACUACGAAUGGUGAUUACACGUUCUUCGAUAGUUUGCCAUUCUUAACGGAACGUUGGCAAGCGCCGAUCAGCUUCGCCAUAUUCUCGCCGGGUUAUGACUUCAAUGCCACACUGAGUUCCAUACAAUUUGUGCGUAAUUGUCUGCGUGAGAGCCAAUAUAUACGUGAUUAUGUCACCUUCCAUAUAUAUUUCCCACCAACGGAUAUGCCUGAAUAUGCACCAUUGACGGAAAAAGAGGCGCUCUUAUGGCCAUAUGACUGUGAGGCAGCGCCACCUUAUAUGGAUGUGGAUCGCAGUACAAUGUACAAGACAGAGCAUAAUAUGACUUAUCCCAUAAAUGUUGGACGCAAUAUUGCACGUAAAUCGGUCAAUACAUAUUUUAUAUUUGCAUCAGAUAUUGAAUUGUAUCCGAUGCCGGACUUACCGCGUUUAUUUCUCGAGAUGGUAGAGCGGAACCGCAGUGUGUAUUUGGAUAAUAAAGAACUGCGUGUCUUCACCAUACCCGUUUUCGAAGUAACUAAGGAUAGUCAGGUACCUGAAACCAAAACACAAUUAGUUGAAAUGUUACGAACACAUAAAGCGAUACCAUUUCAUUCGAAAAUCUGUAAAAAUUGCCAUUUAGUGCCGAAACAUAAUGAAUGGGUUAACGCCUCGGAUACCAAUGAGUUGUCACUUUUUUCGGCAACAAAACGUGAAGGCAAAUUCCAUUAUUGGGAACCGUUCUACAUUAGCGAUAAUCAGGAACCAAUAUUCGAUGAGCGUGUCACGUGGGAGGGACAGUCAAAUAAGCGAAUACAGGGCUACGCCAUGUGUUUGCUCAAAUAUGACUAUUUCGUUUUACAUCCCGCUUUUUUGGUGCAUUCACCAGGCAUCAAAUAUUAUGACAAAAAUUCGCCACGUCUCAGCUACGUACCAGCCACGAAUAAGCUUAUCAAACRAGUUAUACAGCCAGAGUAUCGAAUUUUAUUUGGAACCAAUAAGAAAUGUUUCACGUGAUAUUACCGGAUAUAUAAUAUAGAUAUAUAGUAUAGUGUAACCGUUUAAAUUGAUAAUUUAAGUUAACUUAUUUUGUAUAGG
This is a messenger RNA of Bactrocera latifrons, 1737 nucleotides long. Its product is annotated as beta-1,4-glucuronyltransferase 1. NCBI's taxonomy places the organism in Eukaryota, Metazoa, Arthropoda, Insecta, Diptera, Tephritidae. The transcript has 5 exons. The record is from RefSeq and is a predicted model, not a curated record. Bases 214 to 1656 code for a protein of 480 amino acids.